GAAGCUUGACUGUAUCGCGUGCAAGUCGCGUAAAAAGCUUUUAUUUUUAUAUUAAACGAUCUUGGAUUAACUGUUGUGCGAAGAAUUAUAAAAAAAAAACCGUGUGAGAACAAUCAUUAAAUAAAAAAAGGAUCAACAAUAGGUCCAUGGCUCCAUUAGAGUAAAAGAGAUUCUCAGCUCUCAACAGCUGACCACUAUCGAGGGCCUUCAUCUUCCAAGGUCAAGUCCAAAAUCUCAAAAAUUGUCCUGGAUAAAAUCGAGGAUUUUUCAUAUUUCUGUGCGACGAUCGUCCAGGACGAAUCAUGGCACCGUUAUUUUGGCUAUUGAUGAUUGUGACCACCGUUUAUGGAUCAGAGAAAUUUAUUGUCGGAGGUCAAGCAGAUAAUGAAGAUGAAAAGACAACAAAUGAAAAAUUAUUCUCGAGACGAGCCGAUUUUGAUGACCUAGACCUCGACCUGGACCUAACUGCCGAAGAAAGUGCAAAUGUACCUGAUGAUCAACCUGAAGCUCGAUACAGAAAUCCUUUCCCCUAUGCAUUUAAUGGAGGUAAACCUUUCUCCUUAUUGAAAGAUCCGAUAACAGGACAGAUUGACUUUGAAAAAGCACCGCCAUUAAAGGCCGUCAAUUUCACAGAUCAAUAUGAAGAUAUUGAUGACACUAACGAUGAGGAAACGGGAAAACACGUCGAGGCUUAUUUAAAUCAAAAGACAAUUAAAGGAAAAAAUGGCAUUGCAAUUGGACCAAAUGAAAUUAAUCCCUUUUCGCCGAGUUUUCACGAUUUUUUAAAUUUACCCGUUCAAUAUUCAUCGGAUAAAUAUGGAAAGGAUAAAUAUCCAUUGAUAUCAAGUUCAUAUGCAAAUACAAAAGUUCAAAGUGGCUCCAAUCUUUAUAGUACUUAUAAUCAUAGACCUUAUCAUGAAUCUACGACUAGAGCUACAAAUAUUGUUACACGAAGGGCUUAUACAACAACGGAACUAAAAACUGAACCAACAACAACAACAACGACGACGACAACGACUACGAGUACAACAACGACAACAACUACAGAAGCUCCAACAACAACAACAACAACAACUGAAAAAAUUACUUCCCCUGAGCCUCCAGUCACCACAUGGAAACCAAAAACCUCGAGUCGAUACGAAGAGUACGAUGAUAUUUUACCUAUUGAGAAACUUCAAACCCCGAAAUAUGACAAUGAAGUCUCAACAAAACCAAUCGUUGACUACAUUUACGAGGAUUACGAAGAAGAGAAUCAAUAUUCCUCACCAAAGGAAGAAAUUACAUCUCCAAUUUCUUUAAAAUCGGAAACAAAUAUUUCCACUACUUCAAUUCCGGAAAUAAUUAUCGAAACAACAAAAUCUCAACAACUUGUAACAUCAAUGCCAAUCAAUUCAAUGGACACAGAAAAAAAUUCUCAAUUCUCAGAAUCAGAAAUUCCCGUUAUUUCCGGACAUGUUCAUUUUCCAAAUAUUCAUUCCAAUAGACCAAUGUUACCGGAAAGUACCAGCAAUAUUGUCAUUCCCCCCGAUCAGGACACAGUUUCCUUUGUCCUUGGCAAUAGACAAAAUGUCGACGGCAGUUAUUACAGUCACAGUUCCGGUGAAAAUACCUACAGUGGAAUUAUUGGCGAAGGCUCCUUCCGUCCUCUAAUUUCAUCAUCCGAUCAAACUUCAUCAGCUAACAAAAGACCAAUUUCUAUUUUCAAUUUUCCCCAAUUAUCCGAAUCGAACGAUCCAAUUCCAAAUGCACCGAUAACAAGUUCCCUAAUACCAAAUUCUCCUGUCUCAUUUCCAAAUUCUAAUCAUUCACAAAAUGAAAUUGAUUCUCGACCUCAUUUGGAAAAUUCGGAUAAUUCACCAAAUUUAUCCGAGGAUUAUAAAAAUGGUUACAUUGUAUUUCCGGGACCGAGUCGAAAUCAAGAUAUAAAACGACCUGUCGAGGAACAUGUGGUAAUAAUAAAUGAAGCCGAUGGUACAAUUCAGGAAUUCACAACAACAAGUACAAUAUCGCCUCUUGAUUCAGUGACAAAAAAUAAUGGACCACCAUUACCAUCGGAGGAUUUAACACCGCCUAUGGAGAGACCAAGACCAAGACCACCAUUUUAUUUUCACUAUCAACAGCUACCAACAGCAAGACCAGAAUUUUCAAGACCUUCACGACUACCAAUGAGACAGAAACCUGAAUCAAUGCAUUUUAAAAGAAGACCCGUCACGCCCGAUACAAAAUUACCGAAUAUUUUACCGCAAUUUCGACCAAAUGCAAAGGCAUCGCAUGGACAUAGAGGUGCAGAAACAAUUGGAACACUUCCGGCGCAAAUUUAUCACAAUCGACCAAGACCACCGCCACCUUCUUCUUCUUCUUCUUCCUCUUCUUAUUCACGAAGACCGUCGCCAUCGUUUUUGCAGAGAUUGAGUCCACCUCCACCUUCACAUCGAGGAAAUAAUCAUCCAAAAGUAGAGAAUUCCGAACAAAUUGGAAUUAAGAGAAUUCAUCAUUCGCAGGGAAAUUUGCCAGUUAGAGACAAACACUUUCCUGUUAAUUUAGUUCAAAAACAAAAUACCCGUCAGGAUGAUGACACAGGCGAUAGAUAUCCAUCGGAACCACCUCAAAUUCCACCAAGACCAUUACUUUUUCCAAGACACAGAAACGAUGACAUUCCACGUGUGGCAACAUUACAAAUGAUUCAACAACGUGGCAAUGUUGACGACAGUGUUGUUAAUUCAAAUCUUCCACCGCCAUUGAGAACAAAUAUGAACAAUACCGAUUAUGCAAAUCGAAGAAAAGACGACACCGACGAACCACCAGUUUAUGUUGUCUAUCCCGUCAAUAGUGCUGUUAAUAUUCGUCAAGAUGAUUCACGUGAAAAAGACGAGAGUGUUGUAUUUGGUACACACGGUUCACAACGACCAUUACCACCCGAGACACUUCUUCAGGACAAUCAUCAAACAUCCGAACAAAUCGUUGCUCAACCCACAAAACAUCAAAUUUUAACUUCCGAUUUUCCCUAUCCUCUCGAAAGACCAGAUCCUGUUUCACUAUCAGGACCAGUACAAGAAACUCCUCUUCUUGUGCCAAGCGAAGAUGACGACGAAACUAGAGACACAAAUAUCAAUAUUAUUCCUUAUUUACAAGAUUACGUACCAUUUGCAGCUAAAAAACCAAAUACAAUAUCAACAACACUUCAACGUCUUCCAAUAAAUUCACAAUCAACGCCAAUUGCUUAUGUUUUCACACCAACAGCCCAACCAAUAAUUCAUCAUCGUUCCGAUAUUAUUGAUGAUGAAAUUAUGAAAUUUGAUCGUAAUUCAGAGAAACCAAUUCUCCUACCAUCGCAACAACCAUCGAGUUCAUCGAGUUCAGCACCAUCGCCACAAAGUUUUAUGGCGCCAUUCAUUGCCAGUGCAAAUGCAGAAGCGCCGGCAAAAAAUGAUUGGAACGUUGUUGUUGUUGAAUCAAAUGAUUCAAUUAACAAUGAUACAUUAUUGACAGCUGAAAAUACACAAACUGAACGUAGUGAAUUUGAUCCCGAUAAUUUUAAACCACAACUUUUUGGUGGAUUUAAGCCAAUUUAUGAAUUUCCCACUGAAGAUGAAGUUACACGUGAUCGGGAAAUAAAAGACAUGCCUCGAAGUUUGUCAACAUAGUUCAAAAAUAGUGAAAUCAAAAAAAACAAUUUUGUAUGAUGAGAGAAAGAAAGAGAGAGAGAGAGAGUUUAUUUCUAUUACGCUUUUUCAUUGAAAUUCAAUGGAUUUUCAGAGUGGCCACACUUUUUUUUGUUUUUAGUUAAAAAGACGCAUUUUUAAGAAAGUUAUGAGAAUUUAAAAAUAAAAAAUCAUUUUUAAAUUCUCCAAUAAUUUGAAAAAAUCGUGAAGAUUUUUUUUUUGAACGGUAAUUUUGAAAUCAAAAUAUAUUAAUUUUCAAUAGUUGUUUUUGAAUCAAUUUAUAUAAUUUACAAUUGUAUAUUAGUUUUGCUUACACUUAAAUUGCAAAUUAAAAACCGGGAGUAAUCGCUCAUUUUUACAGCGAGAUAAACCGGGAGAGAAAAAGUCUAAAAAUAGUGGUCACCCUGAUUUUAUAAUGUUAGUAUUUUCUUUUUGUAUUAUUUAUUUAAAUUUCUUUUUCCUAACAGAAUUUCCGCCAUUUCUGUACAGUGAAUUAUUAUUUAUUCUCAUUUAUAUUAGAGCGGAUCGAAAAAAAACAGACUGAGAGAAUUUAAAUUAGAUUUUAAGAAAACUAAGUUUAAUCUAGAAAAUAAAUUUUCGAGUAAAUUGUAAAGACAACAGUAAAAGUUGAUUAGAAACAAAAAUCAUUA
Leptopilina boulardi is the source of this 4312-nucleotide messenger RNA. Its product is annotated as mucin-17-like. The transcript is spliced from 3 exons. The coding region runs from base 303 to 3644 and encodes 1113 amino acids. The record is from RefSeq and is a predicted model, not a curated record. NCBI's taxonomy places the organism in Eukaryota, Metazoa, Arthropoda, Insecta, Hymenoptera, Figitidae.